Messenger RNA from Drosophila subpulchrella, 1116 nucleotides. RefSeq lists its product as uncharacterized. NCBI's taxonomy places the organism in Eukaryota, Metazoa, Arthropoda, Insecta, Diptera, Drosophilidae. Bases 134 to 994 code for a protein of 286 amino acids. The transcript is spliced from 2 exons. The record is from RefSeq and is a predicted model, not a curated record.
CAAUGUUAAGUAAAGCUCACUUCUUAGAGCUUUUUCUGUUGUGAAAUUUACCGGGUAUCGUAUCAUCAGUGUAUAAAAAGAAUUGUAUGUUUUGGAACAACUAGAUAGUCACCUGAUACCAAGCCUUGGGAAAAUGGUUCUGGUAAAGACAGUUUUAACCGACAACAACUCCAUUCGAUGGCUGUUGUGGAUACCGGAAAUGGAUAGGAUAUCACCGCCGGAGAAGUUUACGUUUGAUGGGCCACAGGUGGUGGCGUUUCACUUUGUUAAAAACCGACACGGAGACGAUCUUAACAAAUGGGUUAAGCUGCUUGAUGAGCUGGCACAGGAGUACGCUGGCCGGAUUUUGUUUGGCCUACGGGAUAUUUCCAGCAUCGGGGAGUUUAAUUCAAACCUUAAUCCAGAUGACUUUGGUACCUAUCGUAAGGGAUUGCCUCCACGGAUCUACGGCAAGGAUUGCGAGGGACGAGUCUACGAUAUGCACAAGCUGGUCAGCGCCAAGUAUCUGAGGGAGUUUUGCGAUCAGCUGCUGGAGGAUCAGCUCUUUCGCGCCGUAGUUCUGGGCCCCACUCCCUCGCAGGAUUCCAGUCCGAGGAACUACUUUGAACUGCGGGAGGAGAGCAGCAGCGAUAUGCUGGUGAUGCUCUAUGAUCCUGCCUGCUACUACUGGCCCUUCCAGAAGAGGAAGCUGCACAAACUGGUCCGUCUGCUUUCCAGCGAGGAUCUGCCCAUUGUAAUCGUGGACAAGGCUAGCAACUACCUGGGCGUGGGCUUCACCCGCUGGCUGCAGAUGGUCAAUUGCCAUGGCUCCACCAUCUUCUGCUCGCCACGUCGCGAUGGCUGGGAAAUUAAGUUGUCAGUGCGACAUGAGAGCACACGUGGCUAUCUGCGAUACAUUGCCCGGAACAGGCAACCGGAACUGAUUGACUUCGAUGCCGAUGGAGAGCAAAGAGCUCCAGAGGAGUCCCUCGAGUACAUCAAAUAUUUGUUUUAGAUCUCAGCGCUCAAUUAUGAACCUGUCGAUAACGUACAAAGCUCAGAAACGUUCGAAGACCCCCAAAAUGUAUCACCAGAAGUGUCCAACUCAAGACGCACAGUUCGGUUUAAAGAUAAGAG